GUUCGUUACGGCCUUCGGCCGAUGAUGAAGUCUUGGUGGGAACACCCCACUCCCCCGGCGCCCUUGAGCGAUCGGAGAGUUUCUCGCUCGCGUAGGCAACCCCUGCUCCUGUGCCUUGAACAGAGCCUGUAUCUGCCGAUGACAGCUGAUAAUAUUAAUUUCGUGGGAAAAAAUAAACCUUUUGAUUUAUGGCUGCAUCAAGACAAGUGGCUACUUUCCGUCUCCCACCUCUUCCAACUAUUGGAGAGAUUAUUAAACUGUUUAAGCUCCGAGCCGUAAAGCAGCUAUCUCAGAACUUUCUUCUGGACCUGAGACUUUCAGAUAAGAUAGUGAGAAAUUCUGGCAAUCUGAAAGAUGCCCAUGUAUGCGAGGUGGGCCCUGGUCCAGGAGCAAUCACAAGAUCCAUCUUGAAUGCUGGAGUAGCAGAACUCCUGUUAGUUGAAAAAGAUCCUCGUUUUAUUCCAGGGCUGCAGAUGCUCUCUGAUGCAGCUCCAGGAAAAGUUCGUAUUGUUCAUGGAGAUAUUUUGACAUAUAAGUUGGAGAAAGCUUUUCCACAGCAUCUUAAGAAGAAAUGGGGAGAUGAUCCCCCAAACAUACAUAUUAUUGGAAAUCUACCUUUCAGUGUUUCAACUCCGCUAAUAAUCAAGUGGCUUGAGAAUAUAUCUGAAAGGAAUGGUCCUUUUAGUUACGGUAGAAUACCGAUGACUCUAACAUUUCAGAAGGAAGUAGGGGAGAGGCUGACAGCUAGUACAGGAACCAGGCAGCGUAGCAGACUUUCUAUUAUGGCUCAGUAUCUGUGCACUGUUCACAAUUGCUUUACAAUUCCUGGCCAAGCUUUUGUCCCCAAGCCAGAGGUGGAUGUGACUAUCGUUCAUUUUACACCAUUGGUAAAACCAAAGAUAGAACAGCCCUUUAAGCUGAUAGAGAAAGUUGUUCAAAGUGUUUUUCAGUUCAGAAGAAAAUACUGUCAUCAAGGAGUACGAAUUUUAUUUCCAGAAGCAGAACGUUUGAAAAAGGCUGAACAGAUGCUCAUGUUAGCUGAUGUUGAUCCAACUCUGCGCCCAACUCAACUUUCUGUGUUUCACUUUAAAAACCUUUGUGACGUAUAUAGGAAAAUGUGUGAUGAAGAUCCAAAGCUGUUUGCUUACAACUACCGAGAUGAACUGAAACAGAAGAAAAACAGGAAUAAAAGCAACUUGGAAAGGACUGAGGACAACAGUUUGCUUUAGCUUACUUACUAAUAUUAGCCAAGCGAAAAGUGUGUAACCCUGUCUGUUGACUGGAAUGAAAUAUUUCAGCAAGUAUGCAUAUCAUCACAUCUUCCUGGAGCAAGCCUGGCAGAAGGUGAGCAAUUAGGAUUACAGAAUAAAUGCACGUUACCUAGUGUUAACUUUUUUCAACUCUUCCCUAUGCUGGAACAGCCAACCUACAUUGACAGCACGAACAAGGAUAAAAUGAGCAGAAGGUUUGGAUGCCUGUA
Messenger RNA from Eublepharis macularius, 1480 nucleotides. RefSeq names its product transcription factor B1, mitochondrial (gene TFB1M). Gene Ontology annotation, cellular component: mitochondrial matrix. Gene Ontology annotation, biological process: rRNA methylation; transcription initiation at mitochondrial promoter. The record is from RefSeq and is a predicted model, not a curated record. Lineage: Eukaryota; Metazoa; Chordata; Lepidosauria; Squamata; Eublepharidae. The transcript has 8 exons. Bases 189 to 1229 code for a protein of 346 amino acids. Gene Ontology annotation, molecular function: mitochondrial transcription factor activity; rRNA (adenine-N6,N6-)-dimethyltransferase activity.